This is a messenger RNA of Marchantia polymorpha subsp. ruderalis, 3821 nucleotides long. The record is from the annotation of a GenBank genome assembly. Lineage: Eukaryota; Viridiplantae; Streptophyta; Marchantiopsida; Marchantiales; Marchantiaceae.
AGAAUAUGCACCUCCAACCUUUCCUAGAUAGAAGAAAAAGGUGAUACGGGCGGGGGUGACAUAUUUGGAGGAAAUUGGCUUCUCUUGUCCUCCUCUUACCGAUAUGAUAAGUCCUGGACCUGUCAGUUAAACCUGUCGAGGCACGGAAUAGAGAGAGACAGAGAAAGAGGUGAACGGUGAGCAGCAGCAGAGCAGAAGCAGCCAGAGCAACAGACCUUUUGCAAAUUGAUUCCAAUCUUACACGUGCUUGUGACCGAGACUCAUCAUGCCGUACGGUCCAUGGAUGGUUGCCGCAAGGUCAUUCGAAGGUUUUACUAUCGUCCGUCACACCGGAGUGUCCUGCCAACGAGGAGGAAAGCAGCCUUCGUUUUGUGAAUUCUCGGUGCCAUACGAAUGUUUCGAACGACUCCGAUGGACCACGAAGUAGACAUAUCCAGGAAUUGCCACGAAGUCUAAUGCGAAUUGCCUUUACAUCCCACAAUCAGGGAAAGCCUGAAAAUGAUGAGACGGAGGACCUUAGCUGAAACAUGACGAAGAUGAAGAUCAGUCUCACAGUCGGACUCUUUAUCCUAUUCCAUGCCACGCUCACAGCUGACGCUCAGCCAGGUUUUGUCAGUAUAGAUUGUGGAGGAGCUGAAGCUGGGUACACGGAUGAAGCGGGCAUCGACUGGGUUCCAGACGGAGACUACGUUUAUAAUGGGACGGUAGCAAAUGUGAGUGGGGCUGCCAGUCGCACGUUCCAGACUUUGAGAUACUUCCCUGGCGGUCAGGAAAAGUUUUGCUACGGUCUCGGUCCCCUGGAUGUCAGCAGUCGGUACUUGGUGCGAGCUUCUUUCUUGUACGGCAGCUAUGAUGCAGCGACGGCCUUUCCGAGUUUCCGGCUGUCAUUGGAUACGAGCCCCUGGGCCACCAUCACAAUUGUCGAUGCCUCUACUGUCUACACGGAAGAGUUCAUUGCAGUUGCCACGGGCACGAAUUUCACCGUUUGCUUGUAUAGAGGAACGACUGGAAAUCCUUUUAUAUCAACGCUGGAACUUCGUCCACUAGCCGCUGCAAUGUAUUCCGUUCCAUAUCUGGACAUUUCUUUUCUCAGGAGAACCGUCCGAAUCAACUUUGGAGCCCUCUCUGACCAGCCCCUCCGAUUCCCAGAUGAUCCCACGGACAGAAUAUGGGUUUCCGAUCGAGUUUACCCUCUGCAAGAUCCAGCUCCUCAAACGACAAAUAUCAGCACGACACGGGAUAUAAUUGUAAAUACGACUGAUAGGCCUCCUGUCAAAGUGAUGCAAACAGCUGUCGUCGGCGGACCUACCGGCCUGAGUUAUCGAUUAAAUCUGGCAGAUUAUCCAGCAAGUUGCUAUGCUGUCAUCUACUUUGCAGAGAUUCAGGAACUCGGGGCAAAUCAGUCUCGUGCAUUUUUUUUCCGAACAAAUAUAGAGGAUCAGAGGUUUGAUGGAGUGGUUCUUAACCUUGCGAGAGAUGUUGGUGUGUUCGAAGCAUUUGAACCUGGCUACUACAAUGCUACCCUUCCUAACCUUGUUACGUUCCAACUACUGGAAGACAACAGCUCAACAUUGCCUCCUUUGAUGAAUGCGAUGGAGAUUUACCAGAUCAUGCCUAUCGUUCCGGGAACCUUCCCUGAUGAUGUUACAGCACUCUCCACAUUCAAAUUGCAGCUUCCGCCAGAAGAGGUGGUUGGUGAUCCAUGUUUACCUGAACCUUGGGAUUUUCUGACCUGCAACUCAGAGUCACCCCCGAGAGUCUCUUCCAUAAAACUCUCUUCAAGAAAUCUAACCGGAAGCAUUCCCGCGAAUGUUGGAGGAAUGACAGGGUUGGUGGAUCUGUGGCUUGACAACAACCAGCUUACGGGGAGUAUACCAGACUUCGGUCAGCUUACGAGGCUGCAAACUCUGCACCUCCAGAAUAAUCAACUAUCAGGGAAAUUCCCCAGCUCACUUGGCGGUCUUCAGUCAUUAACUGAAAUAUUCGUGGAGAAUAAUAGUCUCAGCGGAACAGUGCCAGCCAGUCUUCUGGAGAAGGGAGGCGUCCUUAUCAGGGCGGAUGGAAAUCUAAACCUUUGCGCAAGCCUCUCUUGUGCGGAAUCCUCGGACAAAGAUCUGAAUCUCGCAGCUAUGGUUGGGGGGAUUGUAGGCGGGGUUGUUGUACUCGCCUUUGCUUUGUUGGCUUUCUUUUUCUGGAGAAAAUUGAGAAAGAGAACGACGAAGGAUCGUCAUGAAGCCUCACGACUCCCUUUUCAAGAACAACCAAGUUUUGUAAGUUCUGAGUUAGUGUCAAGUACGGACAACCCUGUUCACCCAGGGGAAGGAGCACGUCUAUUCCAUUUAGCGGAAUUGCAGGAAGCCACUGAGAACUUCAGCAGAGAAAUCGGCAGUGGAGGCUUUGGUCCUGUAUACUACGGAAGAUUGGGAGAUGGAGAAGAAAUUGCUGUCAAGGUGCUGUCAGCCAGUUCAAACCAAGGAGCAAGAGAAUUUUACAAUGAGGUGAAUUUACUUUCCAGGGUACACCAUCGGAAUCUUGUAAUUCUUUUCGGUUACUGCCUGGAUCUGAAGGAAAGGAUGCUCAUCUAUGAGUAUAUGCACAAGGGAAGCUUACGAGAUCAUAUUUACGGUCCUCUUUCUAAGGAAGAACCGUUUGAUUGGAUCACAAGGCUCAACAUUGCUUUGGAUGCAGCCAAAGGGCUGGAAUAUCUGCACAGUGGCUGCUGUCCAAGUAUAAUACACCGUGACGUGAAGAGUAGCAAUAUUCUUAUUAACGAAUCACUAUCUGCCAAGGUAGCAGAUUUCGGUCUCUCCAAACUCACUUCAGAAGGUGUAACCGCUGUAUCAACAGUUGUCAGGGGCACGGUUGGGUAUCUCGAUCCAGAGUACUAUAUUUCACAACAGCUUACGACAAAAAGUGAUGUGUUCAGUUUCGGAGUAGUUCUGUUGGAACUGAUAUCAGGACGUGAACCUAUCCUCGUCUCCAACCGCAGUGAUCCAGACUCAAACAUUGUAAAUUGGGCACGGAAUCUCUUGCAGAGGGGCAAUGUACAGAGUAUGGUCGAUCCCACUUUGGAAUCCAGUUACCGGAUGGACUCAAUGUGGAAGCUAGUCGAGCUUGCAAUCAGCAGUGUGGACCAGCAGGGUAAAAACCGGCCAACGAUGAAUCAGAUCGUGCUUGAGCUCACGGAGAUCAUUCGGAUGGAAAGGCCCAACAACACUUUCGCCUCAGCAAGCAUCACCGACUCGUUCCCUACUCUAUCGUCCGCAAGAAGUACCAGUAUGUCUCCUAGUAUGGAUUAUGAUACCUCCAGUGAGAUACCGGCAUCUGGUAGGCUGAGCGAAUCUUUCGAUUCCUUGACUGUAAGAUAAAUCUCGAGACUCUUGGUGCGUGAAGGGCAUUUUGGUGAAGGGACUACACCAGAGACGAAGCCUUCGAUACUUCGUUGUUGGGUGUUUAGGGUUCAAGACCUCCAUGUACAGAGUUGUUAAUUACUCGAUUGAAAUCUGACACGGGUAGGUCCGGUAUAGCAAGCCACACGCAAAUCUAGCUCGUAGAUCGGACGGCUCCCUUCAUUUUUAUUUAGAGGUGUAAGUAGUUGCAGGAGGCUGUGAAAUUCCCGUGAAGUCAUUCUUAUUCUUUGAAGAGGUUUCUCUUCUCGUCCACCAGGUGUCUGGAAUCAUGGUGGGCAGGUGCCCUCUCGGUAAAAUUUGAGGUGUAUUUAAGCAGCUCGAUUAAAGAACUCGGACGCAUACAUUAAUCCAAGUGACCAGCGUGUGGACUAGCUAGCUGUCUGUCACUUGCCCUCGGUCGGUCGAAGGUGU